Molecule: messenger RNA, 2511 nt
Organism: Seminavis robusta
Lineage: Eukaryota; Bacillariophyta; Bacillariophyceae; Naviculales; Naviculaceae
Source: the annotation of a GenBank genome assembly
AUGGCGGGUGUUGUCACGGCUCGUCCACACUAUUCCACCCAACCGGGCGAUAAGCUCAUUCCGGCGACCAUGCAGUUGGAUGAGAAUGGAAACCCAGUGUUUUCGUAUCCAGAACCAACACCACAGAAGUUGUCGCCCAAGAUUGUGGCUCCUCGGUCGAUGAUCAGCCGGUUGAAUCGUCGACGAAGUUCCAAGUCCAAAAAGAAGCAGGAACAAGCGCAGUUGAGCCCAGAGCUCCAGGGUUGCCCGGGAGUGUCGCUUCACAGCUCGUUGCAGUUGGAGGAUCAUUAUUACGACGACCAUGACAGCCAAAGCACGGCCAACAAUAGCGUUGCGAGCAGUGUGGCUGGAAGUGUCGUGAGUCUUGCCGGUCGCGUCAAGAGACGCCUUCAUCGUCACCGAAGAAAGAAAUUGGAAAAACAGCUUGAAAUACACAAUGGCGUCUUGUCGCCAUUGAAGGAAAUCAGCCAUGACAACAUCAGCGUCGGAAACCACAGGGACGAGGAUGACUCUGUCAAGAAAAGAAAGAAGAAAAAGUCCUUCAAACCGUUCCGUCGAAUGAGUCGACGAAGGUCCAGUACUUCCGCCACCACUUUUGCUUCAAGCAUGAUUGCCGAAGAAGAGAACGACGAAGAUAAUGUCUUGUCGCCACCCAAGGUUCUCUUUGCACCUGAAGAAGAAGUCAAGGAGACGAAGGCGGUUGGGACCCCGCCAGUGGCAGUCCAAGUCCUCAAAUCGGUGCCAGAAUCCCCUCCUGUGGCGAACUUGCGCGAUGCCAUGGUUCUCUUUGCACCUGAAGAAGCAGUCAAAGAAAAGAAGGUGGCUGGGACCCCUCCUGUGGCAGUCCAAGUACUCAAAGCGGUGCCUGAUUCCCCUCCUCCUGUGGCGAGCUUACGCGAUGCUAUGGAAGGAAUCUCGCCGGUGCAGCGACGCCAAAAAUCAAUCCAGGACGAUUCUUUCACCAUGAACGAACAUCCGGUGCAGCCAGCGUCCGUCACUCCCAUGCAAGGAGGAAUCUUGUCGGCACCUGCCCUGCAGGAGCCAAGUACUCGAAAGCAGGUGACAAUUGUCAAUCCUGGAGACCCAAUCGUGAUUGCUCCGCCAGAAAUGAUGAUGGAACCCGCCGAGGAUGACGAGGUAGAAGAAGAAAAGAUUGAGGAACCAAUGAGCCGUCGGUUUUCCACCAGGUCGGUGAAAAUUGUGGAUCCUGGUGAACCGAUUAUGCUGGAACCAGAAAUGAUGAUGAUGGAGUCCAUUGCCGAGGAUGAAAAACCUGUGGGCGUUGUACCUUCGCAGCUGAACAUGACCCUCUCUUCGACAUAUUCUCAGCAGACCAACUUCAAAGUCUACUUGUUGCUGUUGCAUCCCACGUCCAAGAUCUUUGAGCUCAUUCAGUUGUACGUGGAUCCAACGGCGACCACCAUUCGGGAUAUUCUUCUCAUGAUUCCUUUGAAUGCCACGGAACCGUCACUGGGAGCCCAGAUCUACACUGGCUUGUGUCGACCAAUACCCAAGGAAGACGAACAGCAAGAUAUUUCGGACUUGGAUCUGCUCAUUGAAAAUCCCGAUGGCAUUCGAGACUCGGCUCGCAUUGCACAUGGAGAGGUGUUGACGGCGGUGCCUGUAGGAUACACGUGCACAAAAAUCGCGAAUCUAAGCCAACAAAUUCUUGUCAAUCCUCGGAUCUGUCGACUGCUCGACGAACCCGUCGUGAAGAAACCAAAAAAGAGACUAUCGAACCGACGUCGUCGUCGGUCCAGCCGCAAACAAGCCGGGGCAAUGGAAAGGCACGACGAAGGGAAGCUUUCGGCAGUGAUGGAAGAAAUGGACGAUCCCCAUGUCAUGUCCAUGCAUCGAGCCAUGGCAAAUGCCAUGUCAGCGGCUGCUGCAGCCAAUGCUGCUGUCCACGGUCUGGGCGGAUAUGCGAACGGCUCUUUCUUUGCAGCAAGCGUCUCUGGUACUGAGGAAUCUGGAUCACAGGAUUCCCUGACUUUGGCAACCACGACUCUCACGGAUACGAGCGAGACUAGCUAUGCGAACCGCAGCAUUGAUCAAAGCUUCACUUCAUGGUCUAGAAGCCUGGAUGUUUCUAUUGCAGCUGAAGCAGGCAAUACGUCUGUUCUCAAUACGAGUCUCAAUACGUCGAUUCACAGCACGGUAAGACGACGCAAGAAGAAGAUGAAUCAAGUGCGACGGGUCAUGGUAGGUGCGGUGACGACCAUGUGCUUUGUUUACUGGCGAGACCCCCAGGGAUAUGCCAGCCGGGAAGGACGAAUCGAAAUGUUGUUACGGCAGCCACUCGAAAUAGCAGGAAUGUUGCAGGUGGUGGCUUUCGUUUUGGUUUUGAUCAAGUUGCAGUUUCUCUGCAGUGCCCCUUCAAUUCAAAGCGCUUGUCUCAACAAGAAGAGCAAGUGUCCUUUUCUCAAGCUCAGGGCCUCCAUUCAGUUGGCCGCUGAUGCUUGCUCUCCCAAGAAGCGUCCUCGUGGCUCUUCGCGUCGGAAGAUCUCGUAG